AUGUCCCUUUCAGGUCCGCUCGUUCGCAUCGGCCCUAAGUGGGUGCUGUGCGGUGAUCCGGCUGAGAUCCGCCGAAUAUGGGGAAUAAAGUCGGGCUAUUACCGCUCGGACUGGUACAAGGCUGUCCGUCUGAACAGCGAGGUGGACAAUGUCUUGUCGGUCAUUGAUAAUAAGGAUCAUCACCGGCUCCGGAGCCACCUCAUGCCCGGAUACGGAGGCAAAGGAAUAGCAAAUGAGGAACAGCUUGUUGACCAACAGAUCACAAAACUCAUAGCACUGAUAGAGAAACGGUAUAUCUCCAGCAAGGAAGCCUUGCGGCCAUGCGAUCUAGCUCGGACGAUGCAGUACCUGACGCAGGAUGUCAUCACAGCCGUCGGAUUUGGGAAGCCAGCGGGCUACUUGGAGGCGAAUAGCGAUAUGUACGGGAUCUUGGAAACGUCCGAAGCUCUCCACAGACCCGUCCAUAUGGUUACUCUGCUCCCGACCCUCAGGAAGAUCCUCGAAAGCCGUCCGCUGAAACCACUCCAGCCCAAGCCCCAUGAUGGGAGCGGAGUUGGCCGGUUCCUCGGCUACAUCAAGGACCUUGUUGAUGAGCGAUACGAUGACCUGAAAGCCAAUCAUACCGAUAUCCUCCAGUCCUUCAUCAAGUCCGGUUUGAACAGACCCCAAGUCGAGUCCGAAGCGCUUGUGACCGUCUUUGGCGGUACAGAUACCACGUCCACUGCCCUGAGGAAUAUUAUCUUUUAUCUGUCGACCACCCCUCGUGCAUACCGCGCACUUCAAUCCGAGAUUGACGGUGCUGUAAAGACGGUGACACGGCCAGUGAUCAGGGACGCCGAGGCCAAAGCCCUACCCUACCUCCAAGCAUGCAUUAAAGAAGGCUUGAGGAUCUUCCCACCCAGUAUGGGCCUUAUGGGCAAAGUGUGUCCUCGUGAUGACACGAUCUGCGGCAUAAAGGUUCCUGCGAACACGCAAGUCGCUUGGUCGGCGCUGGCCAUUAUGAGGAACCGGGCCAUCUUUGGAGAAGACGCAGACAUCUAUGAGCCGCAACGCUGGAUUGACGCACCGGUGGAAAGGAGAAAGGAGAUGGAUGCCUCGUACGGAUUGGUAUUUGCGACAGGAACAAGGUGGGAGUGCCUGGGGAAGCGGCUUGCGUACAUCGAGCUGGGAAAGACGAUCUUCGAGCUCUUUCGGCGGUUCGAUUUCGCCAUGGUCAACCCGGUUGAGCCUUUUCGAUACUUUGUCUUGACAAUGUCCAAGACUCUAGAACCAGCUGGAGUUUCCUCAGCGUCUGAUUCCCCCAGCGACACACCUGGCAGCACGGUUGACAAUGACACUCCCGCCUCUUCGUCCGCGGAGUCUCCGCGUCUCACCACCGCCACCAUUGCCUUGACCAUGAUGUCGCUUUGUCUGUCGGUGCUCCUCUCCGCCCUUGAUUUGACGAUUGUGACUCCUGCAAUUCCCGCCAUAGUCGGCACGUUCAAGUCCGCGGCCGCAUAUAUUUGGGUGGGAAGCGCCUAUACCCUGGCCUACGCAGCCAUUACGCCGGUAUGGGGCUCGGUCUCCGACAUAUGGGGCCGGAAACCCAUUAUGCUCAUUGCGGUCGCGGUCUUUCUUGUCGGUAGUCUGGUCUGCGCCCUUGCGCCGCAUAUGGAUGCCCUGGUCGCGGGACGCGCGAUCCAGGGAUUGGGCGGCUCCGGAAUGGGGAUCAUGGUCAACAUAGUUGUCAGCGAUAUGUUUUCGCUGCGAGAUCGCGGUUUGUAUCUCGCCAUCACUUCGCUUGUUUGGGCGGUUGGCAGCGCCAUAGGGCCCGUUCUGGGUGGUGUUUUCACGACGCGGCUUACCUGGAGGUGGUGUUUUUGGAUCAAUUUACCGGUCGGCGCGGUCUCCUUUCUUGUCUUGCUCUUCUUCAUGAGAGUCCCGAGUCCUCGAACACCCAUCGCGGCCGGUCUCAAAGUCAUCGACUGGACCGGCAGCCUGUUGAUUGUUGGGGGCUCUCUGAUGGUCCUCCUCGCCCUUGACUUUGGUGACGUCGUCUACUCCUGGUCCUCCGCAACGGUCAUCUGUCUGUUGGUUUUCGGGACAGCAGUGAUGGCGCUGUUCGUGCUGAACGAAUGGAAGAUCGCCAAGAAUCCCAUUAUCCCGGUCUGGCUGUUCACCUCGCCGACCAAGAUAGCGCCUUACGUUGUCUUCGCCUGUAAUUCAUACGUGUUUAUCGGACAGGCGUAUUACCUACCUUUAUAUGCGCAGUCCGUCUUGGCCGCAAGCGCGCUCACAUCGGGCCUCUACCUCCUCCCGCUCAUCGUCUCAUGUUCUCUGGCCGCCGCCGCAGCGGGUAUCUUCAUGCAGCAAACCGGGAAAUACCUCCCAGUGAUGUACAUUGCCCAGGGAUUUCUGGUGCUUGGCUCCGGCCUGCUGAUCAACCUCGAGUUUGAAACCAGCAUCGCCAAACUCAUCAUCUUCCAGAUCCUGAUCGGAAUCGGUGUGGGCAUGAACAUCGAAGCGCCGAUUCUUGCGGCUCAAGCUGCAACCAGUGUUCGGGAUACAGCGGCCGUCACUGCGACCAUGGGGUUUGUUCGGUCUCUCUCGACAGCUAUUUCGGUGGUUGUGGGGGGAGUGGUGUUUCAGAAUGAGAUGAAUGCGAAGAACGAGGGGCUGGCUACCCAGCUGGGCUCCAACUCGACUUUGGCCCGCGAAUUCAAUGGCGACCUUGCCGCUGCGAGUGUGGAGGAGAUUGGUACCCUCGGACUAGAUGCAGAUCAAGAGGCCUUGGUUCGAAAGACGUACUUUGAGGCGUUGAGGAUGGUGUGGGUUAUGUAUGUGGCUUUUGCGGGACUGGCUACCGUCCUAAAUCUGUUUGUGCGAGCGCACAAGCUUCGGGAUGAGAAUGAGGGCGCCGUGCUGGGGGCCGACCGGGCACGGCCACAGGGCAACCCGGCUGAUGGGGCCGCAGAAUUGGAGAUGCGGAAUGAGCGAAGCGAUUAA
This is a messenger RNA of Aspergillus terreus NIH2624, 2985 nucleotides long. RefSeq lists its product as uncharacterized. Gene Ontology annotation, biological process: transmembrane transport. Bases 1 to 2985 code for a protein of 994 amino acids. Gene Ontology annotation, molecular function: transmembrane transporter activity; iron ion binding; monooxygenase activity. The transcript has 5 exons. Lineage: Eukaryota; Fungi; Ascomycota; Eurotiomycetes; Eurotiales; Aspergillaceae. The record is from RefSeq and is a predicted model, not a curated record.